This is a messenger RNA of Phyllostomus hastatus (greater spear-nosed bat), 5329 nucleotides long. RefSeq names its product mitogen-activated protein kinase kinase kinase 13 (gene MAP3K13). Lineage: Eukaryota; Metazoa; Chordata; Mammalia; Chiroptera; Phyllostomidae. The record is from RefSeq and is a predicted model, not a curated record. Gene Ontology annotation, biological process: JNK cascade; protein autophosphorylation. Gene Ontology annotation, molecular function: JUN kinase kinase kinase activity; protein homodimerization activity; ATP binding.
CCCGCCCCGAGGGCGGUGCGGGGUUGUGGAGGGCGUUGCGAUGGGCGGGGAGCUCCAACUAAGGUGCUCCUGGAACCUUGGAUCCCGGACAGGUUUCGGAGCCCUCUCUCACAGCAGACCUCCAUUCGAAUAGUGCUCUGAGUGCUGUCUCAGGACCUCGGGCACACUCAUGGCACGAUGGCCGGCCCUCAGGAGCACCUGAGCUGCUCCUCCUCCCCGCGCGGACCCGUGAGUGAAAGCAAAACCUUCAGUGGACUACGAGAUGAGCUGGCCCCAGUGGGGAGCCACCCGUCACCCAAGCUCCCUAAGGACCAGCUGGAGAAGGGGGCGGUGCAAACGGAGCUAACCGAGGGUGUGCACAGCCCCGCGGCCACAACAGUGUUGACGAGUGUAAGCGAGGACUCCAGGGACCAGUUUGAGAACAGCGUCCUUCAGCUGAGGGAACAAGAUGAGUCAGACGUGGCCGUGUCGCAGGGGAACAGCAACACUGCAGACGGAGAGAGCGUGAGCGGAACUGAUGAUGUCAAGAUUCAGUUCAGCAGCUCAGGCAGCAGCGGUGGUGGGUUUCUGGAAGGACUGUUUGGAUGCUUAAAGCCUGUGUGGAAUAUCAUUGGGAAGGCGUAUUCCACUGAUUACAAAUUACAGCAGCAAGAUACUUGGGAAGUGCCAUUUGAGGAGAUCUCAGAGCUGCAGUGGCUGGGUAGUGGAGCCCAAGGAGCUGUCUUCCUGGGCAAGUUCCGAGCGGAGGAGGUGGCCAUCAAGAAAGUGAGAGAGCAGAAUGAGACGGAUAUCAAGCAUUUGAGGAAGCUGAAGCACCCUAACAUCAUCGCUUUCAAGGGUGUGUGUACUCAGGCCCCGUGCUAUUGCAUCAUCAUGGAAUACUGCGCCCACGGGCAGCUCUAUGAGGUGUUACGGGCUGGCAGGAAGAUCACACCUCGAUUGCUAGUAGACUGGUCCACGGGAAUUGCAAGUGGAAUGAAUUAUUUGCACCUUCACAAAAUUAUUCAUCGUGAUCUCAAGUCACCCAAUGUUUUAGUGACUCACACAGAUGCAGUAAAAAUUUCAGAUUUUGGUACCUCAAAGGAACUCAGCGAUAAAAGUACCAAGAUGUCCUUCGCUGGCACAGUCGCAUGGAUGGCACCAGAGGUGAUACGAAAUGAACCCGUCUCUGAGAAAGUCGAUAUAUGGUCUUUCGGCGUGGUGCUGUGGGAGCUGCUGACAGGGGAGAUCCCGUACAAAGACGUAGACUCUUCCGCCAUUAUUUGGGGUGUUGGAAGCAAUAGUCUACACCUUCCAGUUCCUUCCACUUGCCCUGAUGGGUUCAAAAUCCUUAUGAAACAGACAUGGCAAAGUAAACCUCGCAACCGACCUUCCUUUCGGCAGACGCUCAUGCAUUUAGACAUCGCGUCUAUGGAUGUUCUUGCCACGCCGCAAGAAACUUACUUCAAGUCUCAGGCUGAAUGGAGAGAAGAAGUAAAGAAACACUUUGAGAAGAUCAAAAGUGAAGGAACUUGCAUACACCGAUUAGAUGAAGAACUGAUCAGAAGGCGCAGAGAAGAGCUCAGGCAUGCUUUGGAUAUUCGCGAACACUAUGAGAGAAAACUUGAGCGGGCUAAUAAUUUAUACAUGGAGCUGAGCGCCAUCAUGCUGCAGCUGGAAAUGCGGGAGAAGGAGCUCAUCAAGCGCGAGCAAGCAGUGGAAAAGAAGUAUCCUGGGACCUACAAACGGCACCCUGUCCGUCCAAUAAUCCACCCCAAUGCCAUGGAGAAGCUCAUGAAAAGGAAAGGAGCGCCUCACAAACCCGGGGUGCAGACCAAACGGCCAGAUCUGUUGCGAUCUGAAGGUAUCCCCAGCAUGGAGGUGGCUCCCACUGCAUCCCCUCUCUCUGGAAGCCCCAAAACGUCCACCUCAAGCAGCAAGAGCCGAUACCGGAGCAAACCACGCCACCGCCGAGGGAAUAGCAGAGGCAGCCAUAAUGACUUUGCAGCAAUCUUGAAAAACCAGCCAGCCCAGGAAAACUCCCCCCACCCCAUUCAUCUGCACCAAGCUGAAUCCCAACCCCCUUCUCUGCAGCAGCAAUACCAGCAACCCCCUCCUGCCACGUCUCAGAGCCACCAUCCCAGGCUCAAUACGCAUGGACAGGACAUCGCGACCUGCGCCAACAACCUGAGGUAUUUUGGCCCCGCGGCAGCCCUGCGGAGCCCCCUCAGCAACCAUGCUCAAAGACAGAUGCCCGGCUCUAGCCCUGACCUCAUCUCUACCGCCAUGGCCACAGAUUGCUGGAGAAGCUCUGAGCCGGACAAGGGCCAGGCUGGUCCCUGGGGCUGUUGUCAGGCUGAUCCUUACGACCCCUGUGCACAGUGCAGACCGGAGCAGUGUGGGUCCUCGGAUGUUGUUCCCUUUGCUGAGCCAGCGGGGAGGAGCCCCGACCUUUUCAAGUCACCAGCACACAAUCUGCUCUCAGAACAUGCCCAAGGUUCUGAGAAAAUGGAAGAAAACGAAUUCAAUGGCUGUAGGUCUGCUUCAUCCCUUGGCGUCCCUCACCAUGUCACCCCGCCAGUGCUACCUCGAAAAGCAAGGCCCCUUCAAAAGAGUGGAGAUGAGUCCUCAGAAGAGGAAGAAGGAGAAGUGGACAGUGAAGUUGAAUUUCCACGAAGACAGAGGCCCCAUCGCUGUAUCAGAAGCUGCCAGUCAUAUUCAACCUUUAGCUCUGAGAAUUUCUCAGUGUCUGAUGGAGAGGAGGGAAAUACCAGUGAUCACUCAAACAGUCCUGAUGAGUUAGCUGAUAAACUUGAAGACCGCCUGGCAGAGAAGCUAGAUGACCUGCUGUCCCAGACGCCAGAGAUUCCCAUUGAGAUAUCCUCGCAUUCAGACGGGCUCUCCGACAAGGAGUGUGCCGUGCGCCGCGUGAAGACGCAGAUGUCUCUGGGCAAGCUGUGUGUGGAGGAACGUGGCUAUGAGAAUCCUAUGCAGUUUGAAGAAUCGGACUGCGACUCUUCAGAUGGGGAGUGUUCCGACGCCACAGUGAGGACCAGCAAGCACUACAGCUCUGCCACGUGGUAGCAAGGGAGCGCCCACCCCGAGGAUGUCACGACAGCACUGGCAUUGCAAAUCCGCCCCACCCCCGAUUCUUCCGCUCUCUCCCUGCUUUUUCGGUCUGGGAAGAGAGCUGCCCCAUCUUUCUUAUCCCUAGAAAUGAGCUGCAAUAACAGGAACAUGAGACUUCGCAAAUCUCUGGAAAAAAAAUAUCCAAAUGAGAUUAAGUCUCACUGAACAUUUCAAUCAAGAAUGGCAGGGAUCUAUUUUAUUGAAUAUUCUAGCUACUGUAACAUUGAUAUUUAUUUUUGUUUGACAUUUUAACACUUUGUACUGUAAAGAUUGAACUAUAUAUGAUAUAUAGAAAGAGACACAAUAAUUUCUUGCAAAAAAAGAGACAGAAAGAAAGGAGAAAAAAAAAGACAAGUGGAAUUUAGGAGCUACAUUCUUGGGAAUUUGUGGGGCCAAGAUGUAUUAUUGCUACUCGAACAGGGGACCAGUUCUUUUGACCAGAGUGACUGAAGAAGAGCCAGAGCAAGACGUGUUGAGCAUUUUAGGAAACAAGAACAACAAGGGAGAAGCCACCCCAGGUAACCUGUGAUCAGACCACAGUAGAUUCGACCAGCUCAUCCGAUGAGCGAUAGAAAUGACCUAGAAAAGCCUGGUGACCAUAUACUUGCACCCAAGGUCUCUGAGGCCAUGGGCUGCCUCUAGGUGGGAAAGAAAACUGUGUGUGUGAAAACUGGUUUCAUUUUUUUAAACUUUUAAGCAGCAUUUGGUUGCAAGGACUUACAGAUAGAGUCAAACCUUCCCCAACAAAUACUCACCUUUUACAUGCUGUCAUUGUCAUUACCUUGACCAAUGUGCCAUUUUCUUGUAGCCAUUUCCUUUCCACCCGUUGACCACUUCGAUCAGGAAAGAGGGGAGGGCUGCGGAGGAGAGAGGGACGAGAGAAAAUGGAAACUGACAGCGGUGUCAGAGAAGCACGUGCGAAGUCUGUGCCGGUGCGUUGUCGGGCGCCCCUCUCUGGAACCGGGUUGCUUGUCUACUAGAAUCGUAUUGAUUCAAACAGGAGAACAGACUUCGAAGGCAGCUAGGACAUAUGUGAGUCUCCCUGGUGUCCAAUCCCAAACCAUCCCCUGGUGUUACUCAUUAACUCCUUCUAUCCUGUAAGCUUUAGUGCCUGGCUACCGCUAUCAGAAUAAAGGCAAAAUAAGCAACUUGCAAAAGGCAACACCUGCCCCGGCCACCACCACAAUAGCAUUUUUCGUUAAAUGCUAUUUGUAAAAUACAUUUUCCUUCUCUUUGGGUCAGUGCAGUUUUAAAUAAUUGGAUUGGGCAGUUCAUGGGAAGAACAGCUGAUGCUGAGCAGCAGUUAGGAAGAUGUCGCCUGGCCCAAGGCAUGAGGUCCUUCCCAUCCAGGGUCACGGGCUCUGAAAAGCAUCCCAAAGUACUCCAUGGUACCUCAGCUUUAAGCUAAUUUUUCUGUAGAAUUUUACACAAAAACAGGUGUUGGCCUAGUUCCUGUCUCUGUCAAACAAUGUCUCCAGGCUCAGAUCUACAGAAGGUGGCCGCACUCGGGCACAGCAGCACGCCCACCCUUAGGGCAGACUUGUGUGUACAGGGACAGACCAUUCCCCUCGAGGACGGAGCACUGCCCGCCCCAGCGCCACUGGCUGCAUCGGCCGAACAGGAAAGGCAGGAGGGAAUUCAGAGCAGUUCCUUUUGCUUAUUUGACCCCUCCUUUUGUUUACAAUUUAUGUUGAGAUAGUAAUUUAAAAUUUAGUGUCUAUAAUUUAUAGAUCUUAGGAAAAUGAAGGAAAAAUGUUUAACUUAUACAGAGAGCAGUAUUGUUUGCAUUAAAUUAUUCCAUUUUGUAUAAAUUCUGUAGCUGGACUACAUGAAAGAUCUUAAGUUAUGACAUUAUUAUCAUUGUUAUUUUAUUUUAUAAUAAUUAUUCUCAUUUUCUGUCGAUCAGAAGGUGUGGUUUACAAUGUAGCACAAUGAUUGUGUUUAUUGCUAACCAUGAGUUAUCACGAAUUUUUAUGAUUUUUAUGAAAAUGGAACUGCCCCUCGGGAGCUCUCCCAUGUUCCCCGUACGCACACCCCUCGUCCUCUGUGUUCCGCAACAAUCACCCGAGGACGCACGUUCUGCCCCGGAGCCCGGUGGGUGCGUGGUGAUGCCAUUUACCCCAACAGCGCCUGGGCGGGCAGAUGGCCGAGUGGAUGGACAAAGAGUUCAAAAGCUGUAACCUUUCUCAAGUUUCUUAAGAAAUAAAAUCAUGAGACUACA